Messenger RNA from Lodderomyces beijingensis, 4401 nucleotides. The record is from the annotation of a GenBank genome assembly. Lineage: Eukaryota; Fungi; Ascomycota; Pichiomycetes; Serinales; Debaryomycetaceae.
AUGGGACCGGAACGAAAUGAUCCAAAGGUUCUCGAAAAUACACGAGAUCAACCAGAGUCAAAGACAGCUUUUCCCGCAAUUAAACGACCGAAGAAGCAGUCUCAUUUCUUUAGACCGGUGAAUAACAUUACAGGUGAGUUUCCCGUUCAGCCACAGCAGCAACAAGAGCAUGAAACUUCCAAGGUGAAACCAAUCAGUCAAAACACUCUACACUCGCGAAUUCUGCCGGUUAGGGAAAUCAAUCUUCCAAGAGAUGUCACCAAUAGCCCCACAUUUGGCCGAAAUCGUGGAGCAGCAUUGCACGUUGCAACUGACCGCUCAGACGAUAGCUUUGACGGAAUUCUAUGGAAAGAAAGCCCCGAGUUUAAAACCGGUAACAGUACCAACAAUGUUGCAAACCAUGGACACAAGUCGUCCAAGAGCCGAGCGACAAAGCUAUCUUCUCCUUUGAAAGGACCAGAGGCAAAGUUGGAAACGAAAACCGCGCCACUUACACCAGAGAUCUUAUCCAAAUACGGAUCAAACUUCUACAACAAAUCGCUACGCUCGCCGCGUCUACUACCAAAAACUUACUCCGAUUUGAGUCACGUGGAGAGCUCAUCAAAGAACCUGAUCCAGUACCCAAAUCUAAAAAGAGCCCACUCAGGCAAUUUGUCUUCUUUGGCAGCUAAUGACUUGCUAGAACAGUCAUCAUUGAGUGGGUGGAUGAACAAGUUGGAUACGGGACAAGCACAGCCUGAAGUUGCUACUAGUAUAAAUGGGCUAAAGCUGUCCCCGCUGGUGUCUCACUUGCAUUGUGAAACCUUGAGUGACCCAUUUUCGGACGACGAAGAGGUAUUGGAGCUUUUGACUAAUCAGCAUCAGAACCACCGUCAGAGUCAAAGCUUUCACCAUCAUCGAAAGGAAGCUGAUCUUGUGAAUCUUGAGGCUAGAGGUGCUCUCGAUUGUAGCUCACCUACAACAAGGGCCGUAACUGAUAAACAUGAUGCAUCGGAUGAUCCCUUUUCCGACGAAGAAGAUGAAGAAGAUCCCACGAGCAGCGGUAACCUUUUACAAAUUCCAUUGACAUAUUCGAAAUUCACAAAGUCGUUUAAGCAAGGUAUAUUAAACCUUGAAGAAGAAAACUCCGAAACUGGGAAAACAUUCCACGAGGAAGAGGAAGCUAUUACGGACAUUGCCUAUGGGAGACCAAACCUACGAAGACUCAAAAUCACCCAAAUAGUUUUGCAGCAAUAUGGCCAGGAGAAAAGACAGCAGUAUAUCUUUCAAGUAGAAAGUGCCAAUGUCAAGAACUCAACGAUUAUUGUACGAGGAGAAUAUUGCGAGCUAGAGUUCCAAGUAGGCGACAUUAUCCAUGUCAUCAUCACCGACGAGCUGCAUCCGAAUUUGGUAGACGACAACCACAACCUCCUCGUAUGGAACCCAGAUGUGCUUUUGUCGGCCACCACCAUUGCUCAACAGAUUAACUGUCCGCGUAAAUCUGUCAUACUUUCGAGGUUAAAGUUCCCCGGCACCAGCACAUUGCCAAUCAUCGUGGGGGAAAUUAUCCAUUUCAUUUUCCAAGAAUGCAUGAUGACCGAAACUUGGAAUUUCGAAUUCAUGAACGAGAUUUUUGAAAGUCUCAUCGGGCAAUAUUUGAUGAGCAUUUUAUGUUUGGAUAUAACUGUUGAAGACGUAAGGAGUGAGGUCAGCAAGCACUAUGAGUACUUGCAAACAUGGUUUGAUAAAUAUUACAAGAAAGCGAUUGGCCCGCUGAGCAAAAUCGACAAUUCCUCCGAAAGGGAGCUUAUAGGAUUUGCAGUAGACGAGAUUUUGGACAUUGAAGAAGAGAUCAAGUCCCCGGUAUUUGGCGUGAAAGGGAAAAUAGAUGCAACAAUUGUUGCCAAGCUUCUAAAUCUGAAAGUGAAGGGCAAGUUUUUGCUACCCUUGGAAAUUAAAACCGGACGAGAAUAUACCAGCCACGGUGCUCAGGCAACCUUGUAUGCGUUGCUUUUCAAGGACAGGUAUGACUUGGACAUCAGGUCCUCGAUUCUUGUUUACACCAAGGAGCAGCUCACCAAGCGGUGCAACAUCAACGUGCAAGACCUCCGGGCUUUGCUCAACUUGAGAAACAAAGUUUCCCAGCACUUUAAGCUGAAUCAAACGUACCCGCCUUUAUUAAAGCGUAGUGACUGCGAAAGAUGCGAUGUGCAAGAUGCGUGCAUGGUGAUCCACCACUCGCUAGAGGAUGGAAUCGGCGCAGAUGGGGCUGCCGGGAUUGGUGAAGACGUCUAUGCAGCGCUCACUGCCGGCGUUUCGAAAGAUCUGUACAAGCAGUAUUUGAAAAGCUGGGAUAAACUCAUAGGAAGAGAAGAAGAGUUUCUGAUGAAAGCUAUUAAGCUUUUGUGGACUCUGCCGUCCCAAACGAGACAAUCUUUGGGUGGCUGUUUCGAUAAUCUUAAAAUUGUCGAGUCAACAGACGAGGACAAUCUGGGAUUCAUCAACCCUACCGUUCGCGGCGACAAGUCACAAGCAAGACGAUUCACCUACACUUUUGCAAAAUGCGCUGAUGAUGAUGACGACACUGUUGGCAAUUUUACAUCGCCGUCAAAGUUUAAUGUCAACGAUCGAGUCAUAAUCAGUGAUGUCGCGGGGCACUUUGCCAUCGCCAGCGGAACCGUCAAGCUGAUCACUCCUACUCGUAUCACAGUCAGUACAAGAAGACGAGUGGUAACUCAUGAUGCAAAGUUGGCCGAUUUCAAUGAAAAAAACAAUCAAGUGAUGAAAAGCUUAGUGCGAGGAAGCAUCACCACCACCAACCGCAAUUCGAAAGAGAAACGGUUCAUUCUUGACAAAGACGAGAUGUUUUACGGCCUAGGUUUAGCGCGAUAUAACGUGUUGAGUCUCUUCUUGAGUGAUUCUGCGCCUGGAUUGAGGGAGUUUGUGGUGGAUCUCAAGGCUCCAACUUUUCAAGAGCACUCGAAGGGCGAUAUACAUAUUGAAGCCUCCACGGGAUUCAAUUCCACCCAGCUUACUGCUUACAAAAAGGUUUUCGCUGCAAACGACUAUUCACUUAUCCUCGGAAUGCCCGGCACGGGCAAAAGUACGCUUAUUGUGGAGAUAAUCAAGCGCAUUGUCCUGGAAAAGAAAACAGUGUUGCUAACCUCGUAUACAAAUUCUGCUGUUGACAAUAUUCUUUUAAAGCUCUUGGAAAACAAAAACGACUCGCACAAGGUGGUGAACUUUAUAAGAAUUGGCCACCCGCUGCGAGUUCACAAGUCACUUCACGCUUACAUACCCGACUACGGUGACUCCAUAGAGUCCCUUUCCCAAUUAUCCGAUGUUUACAACCUUCCAAAUGUCGUUGCGGCGACUUGUUUGAGCAUCCGAGACCCUUGCUUCAGCAUUCGAACAGAAUUUGACUAUUGUAUCAUUGACGAGGCUUCCCAGAUUACUUUACCGAUAAGUCUUGGUCCCAUCCAGCUUGCGAAAAAAUUUGUUUUGGUGGGGGAUCAUUACCAGUUGCCUCCCUUGGUGUUGCAUCCAGACCCCGAAGUUAAGCGGGGACUUGGCCAGUCUUUGUUCAAGGUACUAGCGAACGCGCAUUCGGACGCUGUGAGCGAGUUGACGCACCAGUACAGAAUGUGUGAAGAGAUCAUGCAAUUGUCAAACAUUUUGGUCUAUGACAACAAGCUCAAGUGCGGGAACAAAGAGACUGCAAACCAGAGCUUGAAGAUACCAAGGCCGGAGUCCAUCUCGAUGUAUGCAAAGCCCGAUUUGCCAUUGGAGCACCAGUGGAUGAAUUGGGUUUUGGACGAAGAAAUGAAAGUCCUAUUUCUUGACCAUGACAGUCUCGAUGAUGCAUCUGAAACUGUUUGUGGUGAAGCAAUUCUGAAUCACACGGAAGCACAGCUCGUCAAACAAAUUGUCGGAGCUCUCAUCACGUGCGGUGUUGAAGAAAAGCAGAUUGGCGUCAUGUCAUUCUACCGUGCUCAGCUCAAUCUUUUGAAAAGAGACCUUUCAACUAAGUUGGACUUGGAGAUUUUAACGGCGGAUCAGUAUCAAGGAAGAGACAAGCAGUGCGUGGUGAUUUCUUUGGUGCGGUCAAAUGAUGAAAAGAAAGCUGGGGAUUUAUUGAAAGAAUGGCGAAGGUUAAAUGUGGCCGUUACCAGAGCCAAAUCGAAAUUGAUCAUUUUGGGAUCCAGAUCGACUUUGUCCACAACAAACACGACUAAGACUUUUAUUGACUUUGUGGAUCUGAAGAAUCGUUAUUUUUUGCUCCCAAAGGGUGCCGACAGCAUGUACGAUCUUCCACAAUCAGCACGGAGCUCUCCCUUCAAGGGCCCCAACCAGAAACGUUUGCAGCAUUUGACAAACACAACCCCCAUUCUUAAAAAUAUAAUAGAUGAUAUACAGGGCUAG